This is a messenger RNA of Mangifera indica (mango), 1344 nucleotides long. Its product is annotated as probable membrane-associated kinase regulator 1. Gene Ontology annotation, cellular component: plasma membrane. NCBI's taxonomy places the organism in Eukaryota, Viridiplantae, Streptophyta, Magnoliopsida, Sapindales, Anacardiaceae. The coding region runs from base 142 to 1122 and encodes 326 amino acids. Gene Ontology annotation, molecular function: kinase inhibitor activity. The transcript has a single exon. The record is from RefSeq and is a predicted model, not a curated record.
AUUAAUAAAGAGGGGCAUUUGUGUAAAUACGCUACUACAGCGCGUGGAGUCAAACAAAUACGAUCCAUUUUUUAAGUCUAACGAUGUAAUAUAGGAAGCACCGAUUUAACUCGCCUCUCAGUUUUUGCUUUCGCCGCAAAGAUGGGGCGGAGGAGGGAGAAAGAUUCAACAAGAUCUCAAACUCUACCGCCUUCACCAUCGCACUCUUUCUCGUCAUCGUCUUCCUCGGACUUCGAAUUCACCAUUUCAAUCUCUCCACGCAACAAGUCUUCUUCAACUCUUUGUCCGGCCGACGAGCUUUUCUACAAGGGUCAGCUGUUACCUCUCCAUCUUUCUCCUCGCAUUUCCAUGGUCCGUACACUUCUUUUAGCUUCCUCGAGCACUUCGUCCUCCUCCGACACAACCACCACCGCCUCACGUGACUCCACCGGUAGCGCUUCUUCUCAAGAAUCCAACUCGUCCUUCAACAGCGACCUCGUGUUGCUUGCUGACUGUGACUCGUCACGACCGAGUUCGGUCACCGAGGAUGACGAGUUCAGAAGGUUGAAUGGCAGCCAGAGUUUUCAAAGCCAGAUCAAGAAAAACAAGUACUUCUCUUUAGCAAGAUUUUCGUCCGUGUUCAAAAAGGAGUCUUCGAAGAAUCGCGACACAGAUAACAUCGCUAGCUCUUCGGUCAAAAGAAUGAGCACGUCGGCCAAAGAGGUGAUAAGAAAAUAUCUGAAGAAAGUGAAGCCAUUGUAUGAGAAAUUAGCUCAAAAACAACAGCAAAAAAUGGGAGGAGGAUCAGUAAUAAAAACCGAGAGAUCCGUAAGAGAAAUAAACAUAUCUACUAAAAACACAGUGAAAGAAAGCAGUAGUGGAUUUUCCCACUCUUUCUCGGGAAACUUAAGGUAUCCAAAAAGGAGAAGCUGUGUUUCAAGCUGUCCAUCGUCGAUGAGGUCGUCGCCAAGUCACUCAGGCAUACUCUCUCGAAGUGGAUUCGCAGGUAUCAGUGGGGGCAACGCCGGGGGCAUCUACUCUUCAAAUUCAUCGACAAUGGAAGAGUUGCAGAGUGCAAUUCAAGGUGCAAUUGCUCACUGCAAGAACUCCAUGAACAAGAGCUUGGUCAGUAAUGAAAUUUAAGAUUAAUCAUUAGUAUUAUUAUUUAACCUUGUGAUGAUAAAUUAAAUCUAAUUAAUCACAAAAUUCUAAUCAAUAUAUCAUGUUCCUGUUCAUGGAGUUUGCUUUGAUGAGAUGAAGGCCGCCACGUGAAGUUAUCGUGUAACCCUAGUGAAGUUAUUUUCUUGGAAUUUGUAACUUUCAGGCUUUUUCCUUCGUAACAAAAUCCAUUUACAUUUUGCGCUC